This is a messenger RNA of Sphaeroforma arctica JP610, 150 nucleotides long. RefSeq lists its product as hypothetical. NCBI's taxonomy places the organism in Eukaryota, Ichthyosporea, Ichthyophonida. The annotation marks the transcript as partial. The transcript has a single exon. The record is from RefSeq and is a predicted model, not a curated record.
AUGCCUCCCAACGCCAAUCAACAUGCAGUGGCCGAUGCCUUGGCAACCACAGCAGAAGCCGACCCUGAAUUGCUGCAGUUCUGGAAGGACCACUUGUCCUCCCCACCUUUUCUGCCGCUGCCCACAGACUAUCCCAGGCAUAACACUCAG